Symbiodinium necroappetens is the source of this 303-nucleotide messenger RNA. The record is from the annotation of a GenBank genome assembly. Lineage: Eukaryota; Dinophyceae; Suessiales; Symbiodiniaceae.
AUGGAUGCUGAUAUUGGCUUGCUUGUUGGUAAGGGCGUGGGAACUCUGCAGAAGAAGAUUUGGAACUACACAUCCGCUUACCAGGUGGCCCAUCUUCAGGCGACCGGAAAGGUGAGGCGUGUCCCAAUGAAUGGCUUUGACGAGUGGACUGAUGCAGAGGUCCAACCGUCUCUGCUUCCUAAGUGGUUGAGAGUGGUGCUGGGCUCGCUGCCCAUCCUGGGCAUUCUCGUUGCUGGCCCGUUCCUCUCGCGCACAGCCAGGUGGGCUUUGGAGCAGGAGUCGAGGACUACCAAGGAUGAGUGA